CUCUCAGCUACACCUUGACUUCGGACUCUACCAGCAUCACCUUCAUUCUAUAAUUGAACAAUGUCGUCAAACAUAGACUUGGGUGACUCAAUUCCUUCCCUCACAGCUCAUGCUGUGAGCGUGUCCCUGCCAACAUGGACGGACAACGUUGAUUAUGAAGAAGGUGCCAAGCGCGUUAUGGACAAAAUCUCCAAUGGCUAUCCACGAUUCUAUUGCCAUGACCUCAUUGCUGUAUUUGCAGAUGACAUCGUGACCAGAUGCUGCUCAGAAGGAACAAGAAGCGAUAAUCAGGAGGCGAUGUUGUUCCCAUCCCGCAAGGCUGCUGAGAGAUGUCGUGACUCCAUUGUCAACACUACCAAGACAGAACCCGCGAAGGUGGGACUGGCUGCAAAUUUCAAGAUAAUUGAUUUGUGUCUCGAUAAUAAGAGCUCGGCGACUCAUUUGAUAGCCAUUGCUAAGAAGGCCUCGCCCUCAGUAUCCGCCGUCAUAUUCCAUGAGGAUCUGUUCCCAAUCGCGAAACAAUAUUGGCAACAUUCCGGAGAUGGGAUCUCAAGUCGACAGGCAGAAUUUUGUCACGCACUUUUCGAGGAGGGCAUGCUAGGGACGGAUUCUGCGACCACCGCACCGGCAUCGCAGACGCAGCAACAGUCACAGCCGAUAGUGAAUCACAAAAGAGGCCCAAAGAGGUACCAAAGAGAUUCCAUCACAGAUCAUCGUCAAACUUCUCCUGAAGGGGAAAACAACGUGAUGACCGAGUCAGAGAAAACUGGACUCGAUGGCAAGCACAACGUUGCAGCAGAUAGCCGGGAAAGCACGCAGUUCCUGGAGGAGCGAUUUGGACGGAAUUUGUAUCUUUCAUUUGUCAACAACGCCAGAAUCGCGAUCCGUCGAAGCCUAGCAGGCUAUUUGGUAGAGGAACUGGAUCUUACAUCUACAGCUGCAAACGACGUUUACCUCUACCCGUGCGGCAUGAAUGCCAUUUUCAAAACGCACCGGAUGCUGAUCGCAAUUCGAGGCCAACGGAAGAGUAUCUCGUUUGGCUUCCCGUAUGUCGACACCUUGAAGAUCCUGCAGAAAUUCGGCCCCGGAUGUCUGUUCUACGGGCAUGGCUCCUCGGACGAGCUGGACGACCUAGAAGCCCACCUGCAAGCUGACGAACGGUGCCUGGCCUUCUUCUGCGAGUUCCCCGGGAAUUCAAUGCUGAAGAGCCCCGAUCUCCGGCGCAUCCGCCUACUGGCCGACAAGUAUGACUUCGCCGUGGUGGUGGAUGAGACAAUUGGCAACUCAGUAUUCUCAGGCGAUUGUAACGUGAUGGGUGGCAGCGCUAUCCUGAACCCCCAAAGCCGGUACUAUCUGCCACUGAAGCGGGCGUUCGAUGCGGAUUUUGAAGAAAACAAUUAUUGGGUCGAGGACGUUCUGUUCAUGGAGCGCAACAGCCGGGACUUCGUGGCGCGCAUCAGGAGAAUAAACGACAAUGCUGAGGCCAUCUGCCGAAGUUUGCAGGCCCAUCCGCUGAUCAAGGACGUCUACUACCCUAAGUAUAGUCCGACAAAGCGAUUCUAUGACGAGUGUCGGACCCUCACGGGCGGGUAUGGGGGUUUGUUAUCUUCCACGUUUCACCGGAAGGAACAUGCGGUGGCAUUCUUUGAUCGCAUCAAGACGGCCAAAGGGCCGAGUCUCGGCACCAAUUUUACCUUGACGUCGCCCUAUGUUCUUCUCGCGCACUAUUGGGAGUUGGGGUGGGCCGCGGGGUUCGGCGUGCCGGCCGAUUUGCUGCGCGUUAGUGUCGGGGUUGAGAAUGUGGAGGAUCUCAAGGCUCGGUUUGCGGUUGCGCUGGAAGCGGCCGAAGCGAUCGGGUCGGGCUCUGUGUGAUCAUCGGAUUACAACAACAAUGGAGCUCUUCCUGUCUGGCAUUGUUGAGUAUGUCUUCGUAUUCCUACUCGCGACGGAGUGGCGUAUCAAGCUUUCACAAAGGAACGGACCACAUGGGGAACAGUGAUGCUGUAGCUAUACUUGUAGAUGGACCUCGGAAGCUGCAUAGCAGUGCCACCAUAGUUGCGUGUCAGAUAUAGCGAACUAAUGUGACUGAUUUCUU
Aspergillus uvarum CBS 121591 is the source of this 2095-nucleotide messenger RNA. Its product is annotated as PLP-dependent transferase. The record is from RefSeq and is a predicted model, not a curated record. Gene Ontology annotation, molecular function: pyridoxal phosphate binding; cystathionine gamma-synthase activity. Lineage: Eukaryota; Fungi; Ascomycota; Eurotiomycetes; Eurotiales; Aspergillaceae. The coding region runs from base 61 to 1872 and encodes 603 amino acids. Gene Ontology annotation, biological process: transsulfuration. The transcript is spliced from 3 exons.